Molecule: messenger RNA, 903 nt
Organism: Torulaspora globosa
Lineage: Eukaryota; Fungi; Ascomycota; Saccharomycetes; Saccharomycetales; Saccharomycetaceae
Gene: RNH201
Product: ribonuclease H2 catalytic subunit RNH201
Exons: 1
Coding region: 1-903 (300 amino acids)
Biological process (GO): DNA replication, removal of RNA primer; mismatch repair
Cellular component (GO): ribonuclease H2 complex
Molecular function (GO): RNA-DNA hybrid ribonuclease activity; RNA binding
Source: RefSeq, a predicted model, not a curated record
AUGCCCAGCUUCCCACCAACGGUUGAAAGUGCCCUCGAUUCGCUGCACACCACCACAAGCUCAUCACCGGUGCCUCAAGACGUAGCAAAGGCCUCAUCGCCUGUGAUAAUGGGCGUUGAUGAAGCAGGCCGUGGCCCUGUGCUUGGACCAAUGGUCUACGGCAUCUGCUACUGCACCAAGGAGUAUCAGGAUACGGUUCUAAUACCGAAAUAUGGGUUCGAUGACUCGAAGAAAUUGACCGACGAGGUCCGCCGUGAGUUGUUUGCCAGGAUCUACCAGGGCGAGAUCAGUGGUGUGGGCUACGCCACCACCUGCAUCACACCAGCAGACAUAUCGAGCGGCAUGCUGCGCUUCCCACCAUCAAUGAAUUACAACCUGAACGAACAGGCACACGAUGUCACAAUGAGCUUGAUCCAAGGCGUCAUUGACAAUGGCGUAAAACUGCAUCACGUUUACAUCGAUACUGUGGGGCCUCCAGCGUCUUACCAGAAGAAGCUAGAACAAAGAUUUCCAAACAUCAAAUUCACGGUCGCCAAGAAGGCAGAUUCGCUCUACUGCGUCGUAAGUGUCGCCAGUGUUGUGGCCAAAGUGACCAGAGACAUUAUCGUCGAGCAAUCGAGAAGGCACCCUGACGAGCUGAUCGGCUCGGGUUAUCCAUCAGAUCCGAGAACAACCGCCUGGUUGCGCGGCUCCCAGACACCAUUGUUUGGCUGGCCAAAAGAAAUGGCUAGGUUUUCCUGGCAGACCUGUCAAACCUUGAUGAAUAACCCAGGUACAGGCAGCAUACCCAUCGAAUGGGAAGAACAGUACAUCGGUUCCAAGAAAAAUAUGGCUCAGCAAUGGGCAGCUAAGGCUUCACCCAACAAAGAUGCCAUCAAAACUCUAGAUAACUGGUUCAAUUGA